UGCUAAAUAUUUACCCACUCCUUCGCCUCUGAGCUCUGCUCUGAAUCGCUUGUGUCGAAGUUAAUCUAAAAAUGUCUCCGAGCAGUUUCAGGCUUUUAAUCAAGAAUGCAACGCAAGUGGUGUUAGUUUGUAGGAAUGGUGAAAAGUACCUCACCAGAGAUGGGAUGCAGACGCUGGCCGUCGUUGAGAAUGGCAGUGUGCUGAUUGGACAUGAUGGACUAAUUAAAGCUGUUGGACCAGCAGACAUCAUUGAGUCUCAGUUCAAAGGAGCAAAGUUUGACAAUAUUCUGGAUGCUUCUGGCAUGUGUGUCAUCCCUGGCCUGGUCGACGCACACACACAUCCAGUAUGGGCCGGAGACAGAGUGCACGAGUUUGCCAUGAAGCUGGCCGGUGCCACAUACAUGGAAGUGCACGAAGCAGGAGGUGGAAUCCAUUUCACGGUGACACAUACUCGCUCGGCAACCGAACGCCAACUGUUAGAUGGGUUAAAGAGCCGUCUGGAGCGCAUGAUGAGAGCUGGAACCACGCUGGUGGAGUGUAAGAGCGGAUAUGGGCUUGAGCUGGACACUGAACUCAAGAUGCUGAGGGUGAUCGAUGCAGCCAGAAUCUCACUCCCCAUUGGGAUAUCAGCAACAUACUGCGGAGCCCAUGCAGUACCCAAAGGUAAAACUAUGGAGGAAGCCACUCAGGACAUUGUGGCAGUGCAGUUGCCCAGGAUAAAAACGCAGAUUGCUUCAGGCGAACUGCAGGUGGACAACAUUGAUGCAUUUUGCGAGAAAGGUGUGUUUGAUCUGAAUUCGACACGUUGCAUACUCAAGGCUGGCAAAGAUAUGGGCCUCAACAUCAACUUUCACGGCGACGAACUCCAUCCCAUGAACUCGGCACAUCUUGGGGCAGAGCUCGGCGCUUUAGCCAUCAGCCAUUUAGAAGAAGUGACAGAUGAUGGAAUUGCUGCAAUGGCAAAAGCUAAAACAUCAGCGGUCCUCCUGCCCACCACUGCCUAUAUAUUAAGGCUUUCUCCACCACGAGCGAGAGAUAUGCUUGAUGCUGGAGUCAUAGUGGCCCUUGGCAGUGACUUUAACCCCAAUGCCUACUGCUGCUCAAUGCCUAUGGUGAUGCACUUGGCUUGUGUGCUGAUGAAGAUGUCUAUGCCGGAAGCUUUGGCCGCAAGUACUAUAAAUGCAGCCUACGCUCUCAACCGGUCACAUACGCACGGGUCACUUGAAAUCGGGAAACAGGGAGACCUUGUGAUCAUCAGCGCACCACGGUGGGAACAUCUGGUGUACCAGUUCGGAGGCCAUCAGGAGCUCAUCAGAUAUGUGAUAAUCAAAGGCAAAAUUGUUUAUGAAAAUGACAAAAUCUUGAACCUCUGAGGAUCCUGGACCAAUCCUUCAAUGAAUCUGAGUGAAAUUGUGUGGUAAAAUUGUAUUACCAUGGAAUCAUGCUCAAUGAUAAAAUAAUGUUUUACUGAUAAAAAUGCAUAAAUAAAUAAUUUGUAUAAAUAUUCACGCAAAUUAAAGGUUUAAAAAAAGCUG
This is a messenger RNA of Puntigrus tetrazona (Sumatra barb), 1535 nucleotides long. It is a transcript of the gene amdhd1, whose product is annotated as amidohydrolase domain containing 1. Bases 72 to 1373 code for a protein of 433 amino acids. Gene Ontology annotation, cellular component: cytoplasm. The record is from RefSeq and is a predicted model, not a curated record. Gene Ontology annotation, molecular function: imidazolonepropionase activity. The transcript has 9 exons. NCBI's taxonomy places the organism in Eukaryota, Metazoa, Chordata, Actinopteri, Cypriniformes, Cyprinidae.